AUGUUGGCCGCCCGCUCUCCUCUGUCCGCGAAGAAUGAAGCCGUGUCCAAGAUGAACAGCCUGAGUCUGAACAAAGAGAACACGCCUCCCAGCCUCAACAACACCCGCAUCUUGGCUUCGAAAACCGCUCGGAAAAUCUUCUCUGACGCCUCGCCAUCGCCGCAGAAGUCCUCGCCUCAGGAGGAACCUCUCCUGAAGGAAAACCCACGGCGCUUCGUCAUCUUCCCCAUUCAGUAUCAUGACAUCUGGAGCAUGUACAAGAAGGCAGAGGCUUCCUUCUGGACCGCCGAGGAGGUGGACCUGUCCAAAGACCUGCAGCACUGGGAGUCUCUGAAGGACGACGAGAGAUUCUUCAUUUCUCACGUUUUGGCUUUUUUCGCCGCCAGCGACGGAAUUGUCAACGAGAACCUGGUGGAGCGCUUCACUCAGGAGGUGCAGGUGACGGAGGCUCGCUGUUUCUAUGGAUUCCAGAUUGCUAUGGAGAACAUCCACUCCGAGAUGUACAGUCUGCUCAUUGACACCUACAUCAAGGACUCUCAGGAGAGAGAAUAUCUGUUCAACGCUGUGGAGACUCUACCCUGUGUCAGGAAGAAGGCCGACUGGGCCCUGAACUGGAUUGGCGACAAGAGCGCCGCCUUUGGGGAGCGGGUGGUGGCCUUUGCGGCGGUUGAGGGGAUCUUCUUCUCUGGAUCCUUCGCUGCCAUUUUCUGGUUGAAGAAACGAGGCUUAAUGCCAGGACUGACCUUCUCCAAUGAGCUCAUCAGCCGAGACGAGGGCCUUCACUGUGACUUUGCCUGCCUCAUGUUCAAACACCUGCUGAACAAACCCACACAAGAGAAAGUACUGAGCAUCAUCAGGGACGCAGUGGCCAUCGAGCAGGAGUUCCUGACAGAGGCGCUGCCCGUGAAGCUGAUUGGGAUGAACUGCGAGCUCAUGAAGCAGUACAUCGAGUUUGUGGCCGACCGACUUCUGUUGGAGCUGGGUUUCGACAAGGUGUACCGCUCGGAGAAUCCCUUUGACUUCAUGGAGAACAUUUCUCUGGAGGGAAAGACUAACUUCUUUGAGAAGCGAGUGGGAGAGUAUCAGAGGAUGGGGGUCAUGUCUGGGACCAGCGACAACACAUUCAGACUAGACGCAGACUUCUGA
Molecule: messenger RNA, 1146 nt
Organism: Knipowitschia caucasica
Lineage: Eukaryota; Metazoa; Chordata; Actinopteri; Gobiiformes; Gobiidae
Source: the annotation of a GenBank genome assembly